This is a messenger RNA of Malaclemys terrapin pileata, 2000 nucleotides long. It is a transcript of the gene TRAF6, whose product is annotated as TNF receptor associated factor 6. Gene Ontology annotation, cellular component: plasma membrane signaling receptor complex. The record is from RefSeq and is a predicted model, not a curated record. The coding region runs from base 113 to 1756 and encodes 547 amino acids. NCBI's taxonomy places the organism in Eukaryota, Metazoa, Chordata, Testudines, Emydidae. The transcript has 7 exons. Gene Ontology annotation, biological process: regulation of apoptotic process; interleukin-1-mediated signaling pathway; regulation of canonical NF-kappaB signal transduction. Gene Ontology annotation, molecular function: ubiquitin protein ligase activity; tumor necrosis factor receptor binding; zinc ion binding.
CGCGGCGCCCGCCCGGCCUUCCUCGGAGCCGGAAGCAGUGGCCUGGCUGGGGCCAGAAAGCGAAGGCGGCGGUUCGGUCGGAGAUCGUCUCCUCGGUACUCAGCUAGUUACUAUGAGCUUGAUACAGAGUGACAACAGCUAUAGAGCCAGAGAUCUGGAGACUGGCUGCUGUGCAGCCAUGGCCAGUGCGUGCAGUGCUGGAGCUAAAGAAGACAGCCUAGGUGUCUCUGUCAGCAGUGGGACUGGAAACCUUCCAAACUCCUUCACGGAGGAGACUCAAGGAUAUGACGUGGAGUUUGAUCCCCCCCUGGAAAGUAAAUAUGAAUGUCCAAUCUGUUUGAUGGCUCUACGGGAAGCAGUGCAGACGCCAUGCGGACACCGGUUUUGCAAAGGCUGCAUUGUCAAAUCAAUAAGAGAUGCAGGUCACAAAUGUCCAGUAGACAAUGAAAUUCUACUUGAAAACCAACUCUUCCCUGACAACUUUGCCAAACGGGAAAUCCUCUCACUGAAGGUGAGAUGUCCCAACAAGGGCUGUCUUCUGAAGAUGGAGCUGAGACAUCUAGAGGAGCAUCAGUUGAAUUGUGACUUCUGCUCUGUGGAAUGCCUACAAUGCCAGAGCUCCUUCCCGAAGAACCAGUUGCAAAACCACAUGACACUGGAAUGCCCACGGCGGCAGGUCUGCUGUCCAAACUGUGCUACAUCUAUGGCUUAUGAAGACAAAGAGCUUCAUGACCAGAACUGUCCACUUGCAAAUGUGUUUUGUGAAUAUUGCAAUACAGUGCUCAUCAGAGAACAGAUGCCUAAUCAUUAUGAUAAUGACUGCCCUACCGCCCCAGUACCAUGUACAUACAGUGCCUUUGGAUGUCCUGAAAAGAUGCAGAGGAAUGAGUUGGCACGUCAUAUGCAAGAGUUCACUCAGGUUCACAUGAGAAUGAUGGCUCAGACUCUCCGGAGUAUUAGUGUUACUACCACAACUCCCAUGUCCUACCUCAGUGGCCUAUCUUUUGAGCCAUCUCUCUUCUCGCAUGUCCCACCUGCCACAUAUGACUGCAACCCAGAAGUUGAGAACUUCAAGGAAACCAUUCAGCAGUUGGAAGGUCGCCUGGUAAGACAAGAUCACCAGAUCAGAGAGCUUAUUGCUAAAAUGGAGACUCAGAGCGCUCACGUGGGAGACCUCAAACGCACUAUCCAAAAUCUAGAGGAAAAAAUUGCCGAAAUGGAGGCACAACAAUGUAACGGCAUUUACAUCUGGAAGAUUGAGAACUUCAGCAUACAUCUGAGAGCCCAAGAAGAAGAGAGACCUGUUGUGAUCCACAGCCCUGGCUUCUACACUGGGAAACCAGGCUACAAACUGUGUUUGCGCCUGCAUAUCCAGUUACCAAAUUCUCAGCGCUGUGCUAACUUUAUAUCCCUCUUUGUCCAUACUAUGCAAGGAGACUAUGACAGUCAUCUGCCUUGGCCAUUUCAGGGCACCAUACGACUUUCUAUUUUGGAUCAAUCAGAGGGACUUGCAAGGCAGAAUCACGAAGAAGUAAUGGAAGCCAAACCUGAGCUUCUAGCCUUCCAGAGACCAGCAAUCCACCGCAACCCAAAAGGUUUUGGUUAUGUGACAUUCAUGCACCUGCAAGCUUUGAAGCAAAGAACCUAUGUAAAAGAUGAUACUCUUUUGGUGCGCUGUGAGGUUGUAACACGUUUAGACUUGAACAUUGUACGGAAAGAGGGCUUUCAACCUCGCAGUACUGAUGGGGCUGUAUAGUCUGUUGUGCCCUAACUAAGGGAGCCCCGCACUGCUGUUCUUCCACAACAGAUUGGAAGGAUAAGAGCAUGAACGAAGGGAUUUUCCAGAGGGGAAAAGCUUCAUGAUAAGAGCAGUUAUCUGGGUUGAACAAUGCCAUUCUGCAGGCUAAUACAGCUGAUUUAACGGAAUAGAAUUUGCUGUCUUUGGUAUACAAGCUUUUUCCUCUGUGGAUCAUGUAUUAAAUAUUUCUUCUUGUUCUCUG